GUGCCGCGAGGCGGCAGGCGACCGGCGGGCUGGUUGGCGGGCCCGCACUGGUGCGGAGAGCGGGCGGUCCGACCGGUGGAGGGCUAUGGCCGCUUCUCCGGUUCCCGGCGGCGGCGGCGGUGCGGGAGCUGUCCACUCCUGCAACGCGUCUGGCUUCACCUUCGACUCGGGACUGGAGAUCAGAACGCGCUCGGUGGAGCAGACGCUGCUGCCCCUGGUUUCUCAGAUUACCACACUUAUUAACCAUAAAGAUAAUAUCAAAAAGUCUGAUAAAACUCUGCAAGCAAUUCAGCGUGUGGGACAAGCUGUCAACUUGGCAGUUGGAAGAUUUGUUAAAGUAGGGGAAGCUAUAGCUAAUGAAAACUGGGAUUUGAAAGAAGAAAUUAAUAUUGCCUGCAUUGAGGCUAAACAAGCAGGAGAGACAAUUGCAGCACUCACAGAUGUGACCAGAUUGAAUCACCUGGAAUCAGAUGGCCAGAUCCCAAUUUUGGCAGACAAAGCAGGAGUUGUGCAGGCCGCAAGGCUGCUGCUCUCCUCAGUGGCGAAGGUGUUGCUGCUGGCAGACCGAGUAGUCAUCAAGCAGAUAGUGACAUCAAGAAACAAGGUCCUUGCCACCAUGGAGAGACUAGAGAAAGUGAGCAGCUUUCAGGGGUUUGUCCAGAUCUUCAGCCAGUUUGGAAAUGAGAUGGUGGAGUUUGCACAUCUAACCGGAGACAGACAAAAUGAUUUGAAAGAUGAAAAGAAAAAGGCCAGAAUGGCAGUGGCAAGGGCCGUUCUUGAAAAGGGCACCAUGAUGCUCCUCACGGCUUCAAAGACCUGUCUCAGGCAUCCCAGCUGCGACUCGGCCCAUAGAAACAAAGAAGGAGUGUUUGGCCGAAUGAGAGCGGCCCUGGAUAAGGUCAUCGAGAUCGUGACUGAGUGCAGACCAAACGGAGAGACUGACAGCUCAUCUGCCAGCCUUUUUACUGGAAUUAAAGAACUGAAGUUGAAUAUUGAAGCUCUUCGGGAGAAUCUUUACUUUGAGUCCAAGGAGAACCUUUCUACUGCAUUGGAAGCUAUCUUGGAGCGUGUGGAGGACUUCACCGAUUCUGCCUACACCAGCCAUGAGCACAGGGAACGCAUCUUGGAGCUGUCUGCUCAGGCGAGAGCAGAGAUGCAGCAGUUCAUUUCGGUGUGGAUGCAAGCUCAAAGCACAAAGACCAAGAGUGCGGCCGAGGAGCUGGAGCUCACCAUUCUGAGGGUCAGCCAUAGUCUCAACGAGCUGAGGAAGGAGCUUCAUCAUACGGCAAUGCAGCUGGCUGCCGACCUGUUAAAAUUCCAUGCUGAUCAUCGGGUUUUAAAAGCAUUAAAACUCACUGGAGUAGAAGGCAAUUUGGAAGCGUUGGCUGAAUAUGCCUGUAAACUCUCUGAGCAGAAAGAACAGCUUGUUGAGAUGUGUCGAUUGCUGCGGCAUGUGUCUGGCACGGAACCCCUGGAAAUAACCUGCGUACAUGCUGAAGAGACGUUUCUGGUGACUGGCCAACAGAUCAUUUCUGCUGCUGAAACAUUGACACUGCAUCCAUCCAGCAAAAUCGCGAAGGAAAAUCUGGACGUAUUUUGUGAGGCUUGGGAAUCUCAGAUUAGCGACUUGGCCACGCUGCUACGAGAGAUCAAUGACAUGUUUGAAGGAAGACGAGGAGAGAAGUGCGACCAUCUUUCGCUUCCAAAGCCCAUGAAGAACAACGCAAACCUGAAAUCCUUAAAGCCUGACAAACCCGAUUCAGAGGAGCAAGCCAAGAUAGCAAAGCUGGGGCUGAAACUCGCUUUGCUCACCUCCGAUGCUGACUGUGAGCUUGAGAAGUGGGAGGAUCAAGAGAAUGAGAUUGUUCGACACGGCCGGAACAUGUCCAGGAUGGCCUAUUCUCUGUAUUUAUUUACUAGAGGAGAGGGGCCGCUGAAGACAUCGCAGGACUUAGUGCACUUCCUAGAGGUUUUUGCUGCAGAGGGAUUAAAGUUUACAUCAAAUGUACAGACAUUCUCAAAACAGCUAAAAGAUGAUGAAAAACUCAUGCUUCUCCUGGAAAUCAACAAGCUCAUUCCUCUAUGCCACCAGCUGCAGACAAUGACGAAGACAUCUUUGCAGAACAGAGUGAUCCUGAAGGUUGACAAGUGUAUUACAAAGAUAAGAUCCAUGAUGGCUCUUGUGGUCCAGCUCCUGUCGCUCUGCUAUGAGCUGCUGAAGAAGGUGGAAAAUACCAGGUGGGUCUCGGCGGCAAAUAAAGACAGCGUGGAUGGUAAAACUUGAGCAGCCUGUAGUUUGUCUCUGGAAAGUCAUGCAGCACAGCCGACCUUUUUACAAAGCAAACGAUCCUUUAUCUCUUCGGAAAUUCCUCAGUUUUUAAAGAGAAUGCUGAAAUCUUUCUUUUUUUUCUGAUCUCCGAUUAGAAAGCUUACCAACAGUCAUUGCUGUGGGAGGACUAAGAGUCUAAUGGCAGUGCCAGUUUAAAGUAGACACUGUGCCGGGCGAUGGUGGUGCACGCCUUUAAUCCCAGCACUCGGGAGGCAGAGGCAGGCGGAUCUCUGUGAGUUCGAGACCAGCCUGGUCUACAAGAGCUAGUUCCAGGACAGGCUCCAAAGCCAUAGAGAAACCCUGUCUUGAAAAACCAAAUAAAUAAAUAAAUAAACAAACAAACAAACAAACAAAUAAAUAAAUAAAUAAGACACUGUGUUCAGGAUGUUCCUCAGCACACACCAAAUAUCCCAGCGCUCUUAAUGCCAGCGGAAUCCCAAAGAUGCAAGUGUGAAUGUACAUCCCCUUUGGCAGCCUUAACUGCUCUAUGUAAGCUGAUUAUCUGCAACAUUAAUUUCAGCAGAAAAUAUACAGUGGCCUGGUUGAAUGCAGGCCUGUGGACUCUCCUUCCUUCUUGUUGAAGCAGGGUAAGGGUCCCUCAAGUGCCCGGUCACAUCCCUGCUUAGCAUUGUUGCUUCUAACAAGCAUCUCACUGGGUAAGGUCAUUAGUUACAUCUGUCCUAUUCCUGCUUCGAAAGGAAAACAGAAGUCACUCCAAAGAAUCCUGGAGCAACUCCAGAAGAGGAAUGGCUUUUUAUUCUAGUCGUGGUAUGCAUAGCUGACCACACAGUCCUGGAUAGUGGAUGGAAUCCUAAGUAUUUCUUACUGGUUUAAAAAUAGUUUUGAACUAUCUUCAGUAUUGAUGGAAUGACAGGUGCAGAAGACAUCAGAACCAAGAGGCUGUUUAAAUUCCAGAAACCUAAGCACUGUGUUUUUAUCAAUGUGGCAUUAGAAUGUUCAUUUUUAGGUUUUUUAACUCUAGGGUUUAAACCUUCUCUUGGGCUGGGGAACUGACUCCGCUGGUAGCCUGUCUGCUUUAUAAGCUGCGAGUAAAGAAGGAUAAGACUGCGCAGGUCACUCAUGUGAUCUGCUGUAUUUCCGAGUAUCAGAACAAGGGCCACAGGAAGGAGCAUGCGCAUUCUGCAUGUGCUGAACAGAACUCUCAUCUCUUUCGCUACCACCACAGGUAUUAACACAGCGUUUUCCCCAAAGCACUGGAAUAAUCUUGCACCCGACUGUUAUGGGAAAUGAUUGAAUGGAGCUGUCUCCUAUGAAAUAGUCAGGAUUGUUACCAACUCACACAAGUGGAAAUUCUGUGACUUCUUUUUCAACUGAGAAGCUGGAUGCUAACUUCACUGGAUUCUCAGCGUAAACAUCUUAGUAACAGAGUAGAGCCCUCAAUAAGACCGUUAAGGAUCAUCAGGUGUGUGGUAACAAUGUCAUGGUCAACAAAAUAGGGAUUAUUAAUUAGUAUUAAACAUGAUAAUGUACACUUCAAUAAAAAUUAUGUUCAAUAACUGAA
Chionomys nivalis (European snow vole) is the source of this 3851-nucleotide messenger RNA. It is a transcript of the gene Ctnnal1, whose product is annotated as catenin alpha like 1. Bases 86 to 2284 code for a protein of 732 amino acids. Gene Ontology annotation, biological process: cell adhesion; Rho protein signal transduction. The record is from RefSeq and is a predicted model, not a curated record. Gene Ontology annotation, molecular function: cadherin binding; actin filament binding. NCBI's taxonomy places the organism in Eukaryota, Metazoa, Chordata, Mammalia, Rodentia, Cricetidae. The transcript is spliced from 19 exons.